CAACCCAGACCGGCCCGACCCCGGUCCCGGUCAGAGGUACAGUACGGUACUGGGACUGUACCCUGCGCGGACGGACGGCGGGUAUGAGCAGCGGCAGGAGUGCACGCACAAAGAGGACAGGAGCGUGACAGAGACAACGGAAGAGAACAAGCCAGCGCCGGAAGGCAACGGGAGGGAGAACUAGAGGGAGCAGCACGAGAGUGGGCGACCAGGUAAGCAGAGGAAGGGGAAGGGAAGGGGAGGGGAGGGGAAGGGAGGGAAGGGAGGAAGAGUCGACACCAAGAUUGAGAUUUGCACUAGAGUCAAUCGCGUCACGUCUCUGUUGUUGGAGCGGAGAGGAGAGGAGAGGAGAGGAUCGGCGAGUGGAGAGGGAUUCGACUGGGGUCUACGUCGUGGACCACUGGGGCACACAGAGUCAGCCUGUCCGCCUGUUGUCUUGUGCAACCGGGGCGUCGGGAGGGGCUGGGCUUGGGCCAAUUUCUUACAGAGCGCAACCUUUUGCAAUUUUCAUAAUAUUGUCCCACUCGCGCUUUCUUUCUUGCCUUCCUUCCUUCCUUUUGUGUCGCAGAGUCCUAAUUUCGAGACGAGUACUAGUCGGCCGCGAAUUGAAUCCUUGUCAGAAUCCUCCAAUUGUGCAGAUUUGUAGCUCCUCCGCUUAAGUCAAGCCGCCUGUGUGCUGCUGCGCAAUUCGCAGCUGCUGCAGUAGUUUUCGAGUGAGCGAAUUACUUGGCGCCGAGUGAAAUUCCCGCUUGGUUCUUCAGCUGGUAAAAUUGGCUUCUUUUCUUCCGUAGAGUAUGAUAAUUAUCUGUCUCUGAAGUACAAGACGGAUUUGCGGGGCUGCGAGCCCUCUUAUAAAUUUUGUAAGAGCCCCCAGUCAGUCGUCAAAAUCGUAAGGAUCAAAUUCGCCCCGUGGGAGCUCGCGCAUUCCAAUCCAGCCCCGACUCAUCUCAUCAGUCCUCUAGGGUCGACAUUCAAUUGCAUUUCUCAGUCGGGGGAUCUCCUGUGUCAUUCACGGAGGUAAUUAGAGAAGGCAGAGAAGCAUUGUGCUGUAUGUCUGAUAGAGGGGGAAUAGGGAAAGCGUGGAGGGGAAUCGGAGACAUAGCAAAUCCUUGUCAAUGGCCACACGUUCGAACUCGCAGGCGUUUUGCUGCCAGUCGGCCCCCUCUAAUCAGGAUCGCAGUGUGGAUGCUGGAAAGCUCCGGAUGAAAGAUGCCAAGAGAGAUGAAACAAACUCGGAUUUAUCCAAGACAGAGCAAUUGGACACCUCAAUUGACCUAAGUCCUACAUCUGCAGCACCCUCAGUGGAAGCGGUCACUGCCAGCGUCGCAAGCAGCUCACUGAAAGGUUCUGGACCAUCCGUCAGGUCGCAAUCUGUUCAUCCUUUAGAUCCCUUGAGUCCAACGGAAAUCGCGGUGGCCGUGGCCACGGUCAGGGCAGCAGGAGCUACGCCCGAGCUGCGGGAUGGGAUGCGUUUCUUUGAGGUGGUGUUGCAAGAACCCGAGAAAAACGUGAUCGCCCUGGCGGAUGCAUUUUUCUUCCCACCUUAUCAGCCGACAGUCAUUUUUUCCAAGGGGAAAGGCGGAGCCAUAGUUCCACUGCAGCUUCCCCCACGUCAGGCAAAACUGGUAGUUUACAACAAGAAUACGAAUGAGACGAGUGUGUGGUUGGUGGAGUUGACUCAAGUUCACGCCGCCGCUCGAGGAGGUCAUCAUCGUGGAAAAGUUCUAUCCCGCAAUGUCAUACCUGAUGUUCAGCCUCCCAUGGAUGCAGAGGAGUAUGCUCAAUGUGAAGCUGUCGUCAAAAGCUACGGCCCUUUUGUUGAAGCAAUGAGGAAGAGAGGAAUAGAGGACAUGGAUCUCGUGAUGGUGGAUCCCUGGUGCGUGGGAUACUACGGCGAAGAGGAUUCUCCGAGCAGAAGACUCGCGAGACCCUUGUUCUUUUGCAGAACCGAGAGCGAUUGUCCCAUGGAGAAUGGAUAUGCAAGACCAGUCGAAGGAGUCCGAGUACUGGUCGAUGUAAGAAACAUGGAGGUCUUGGAAUUUGAGGACAGGGAAUUCGUUCCGCUUCCACCCCCUGACCCUCUUCGUAAUUACACGUGUGCGGCUACCCGAGGGGGAGUGGACAGAGCUGACAUCAAGCCUCUGGUCAUCAGUCAACCAGAAGGGCCGAGUUUCCGUGUCAAUGGGUAUGCUGUUGAGUGGCAAAAGUGGAAUUUCCGAGUUGGCUUCACCCCGAGGGAAGGACUGGUCAUCCACACUGUUGCAUACCAUGAUGGCAGCAGGGGCCGUCGAUCUGUAGCACAUAGAUUGAGCUUUGUUGAAAUGGUGGUUCCUUACGGGGAUCCUCAUGAUCCUCAUUACCAAAAAAAUGCAUUCGAUGCCGGCGAGGACGGGCUUGGAAAGAACGCCCAUUCUUUAAAAAGGGGAUGCGACUGUCUUGGAUACAUAAAAUAUUUUGAUGCACACUUCACUAGUUUUCUCGGUGGAGUAGAAACGAUUGAGAACUGUGUCUGCAUGCACGAGGAGGAUCAUGGAAUUCUCUGGAAACAUCAAGAUUGGAGAACUGGAUUAACUGAAGUGCGCCGUUCAAGGCGUCUCACUCUUUCUUUCUUCUGCACGGUUGCGAAUUAUGAGUACGGAUUUUUUUGGCACUUCUACCAGGAUGGCAAGAUUGAGGCCGAAGUGAAACUCACAGGAAUUCUUAGUCUGGGAGCUCUAAAGGCUGGUGAAUCUCGUAAAUACGGCACUGUCAUAGCCCCCGGCCUUUAUGCUCCCACCCACCAGCAUUUCUUCGUCGCAAGAAUGGACAUGGCUAUUGAUAGCAAGCCCGGAGAGCCUACCAAUCAGGUGGUUGAGGUGAAUGUCAAAGUAGAGGAUCCCGGACCCGAUAAUGCCCACAACAAUGCGUUCUAUGCGGAGGAGACUUUGCUGCGUUCAGAAAUGCAGGCUCAGCGUGAUUGCAAUGCUUUGACAGCGCGUCACUGGAUUGUUCGUAAUACACGAGUGGUCAACAGAACGGGACAGCUGGUCGGCUAUAAGCUUGUUCCUGGCUCCAACUGUCUUCCGUUUGCUGGGCCCGAUGCCAUGUAUCUAAGACGUGCUGCGUUUUUGAAGCACAACUUUUGGGUAACUCAGUAUAAUAAGAACGAGCUGUAUCCCGGUGGGGAGUUUCCCAAUCAAAAUCCACGGAUUGGGGAAGGCCUCCCGACUUGGACGAAAAUGGAUAGAAGACUAGAGGAAGCCGAUGUUGUGCUUUGGUACAUAUUUGGAACAACCCACAUUCCUCGCUUGGAAGACUGGCCGGUCAUGCCAGUGGAACAUAUUGGAUUCACUCUUGUGCCUCAUGGAUUCUUCAACUGCUCACCGGCUAUAGAUUUGCCACCGAGUACACCUGUUGCGGAUGAGACGGCGAAGGACGUCGUUCUAACGAAGCAGGGAUCUCAGUCCACUUCGGGUCUGCACCUCGCCGUCACAUCUAAACUCUAGCCAUAAGUAUCUGCCUACAUUUUGUACGUAUGUAUUCUGCCGUGAAUCAGGACCACAAUGGAACCUUUGGACAGAUUUUGCGGAAAGCUGUUAAUCGGAUUCCACUUACUGGAGGUAGAUAGCCCCAGUUGAGGCUCUGAAGGGUUUGUAAAGUAUGGACAUGUUGUCAGCUACCUUCGAUGUUUGAGCAAUCUCGACUCAGUGUUAGUCUCCCCAAAGCGAGGCAUUUUCUUCGCCGUCUCCAUUCGGAAGGUGGCUUUCUUAUGGACGAGGAAGAUGUGUAACUAUGUAACUAGGGCUGUAUAUAUGUUUCCAAGAAGCUAUCAGGAGGUAAAAUCGAGCAUGAAAGAUGCAAGAAGAAGCUCAUUAUUAGUGUCAGUUGUGUAGGAACUGUACUGAAGUGGGAGAGGAUAAUUGUUGCCAAGCAAGACCUCUCAUUUGAGCCGAGAGGGUUGGUACUACUCUUUGUCGGGAAAGUAUGAAGAAAAUUGAUUAGAGAGCUCUGAUAUGCCACACAUGACUAUGACUUUGACACCGAUGACUUAUGUUUGCGUUUACGCCCUUAAACUUCACCAUUUUGAUCGGCAUGGCUCCCCA
Marchantia polymorpha subsp. ruderalis is the source of this 4082-nucleotide messenger RNA. Lineage: Eukaryota; Viridiplantae; Streptophyta; Marchantiopsida; Marchantiales; Marchantiaceae. The record is from the annotation of a GenBank genome assembly.